Molecule: messenger RNA, 3826 nt
Organism: Suricata suricatta (meerkat)
Lineage: Eukaryota; Metazoa; Chordata; Mammalia; Carnivora; Herpestidae
Gene: GRAMD2A
Product: GRAM domain containing 2A
Exons: 12
Coding region: 730-1638 (302 amino acids)
Biological process (GO): regulation of store-operated calcium entry
Cellular component (GO): endoplasmic reticulum membrane; organelle membrane contact site; extrinsic component of cytoplasmic side of plasma membrane
Molecular function (GO): phosphatidylinositol-4,5-bisphosphate binding
Source: RefSeq, a predicted model, not a curated record
UUUGUGACCACUGUGAUGCCCUGCUUCUUGGCCACCCUUUUUCCUUGGCCCCACUCAGUUGAAGGCUAGUUUGACCGCUUAGGCUUUAUCGAUGCCUAGCCUGUGUGCUCUGGAGGGGCAGGAACCCUAAGCUUCGGAUCUGUUUAGUAGAGGCAUGAACUCAAAAGCCAUUGGGGAGCCCCACCUGCCCAGGAAGAUGGUGUCUCCUCCCUCCAGGGCCCUCUCCCUUGGACAUUUUUGAGAUGGUAUGGCUCCCAGGGCCAAGGUGCCCUGAUUGUGUGAAGGCCACCCAAGGCACUUCAUGGUGUGGGGCUCUCCUCCCUUCUCAGCCCAAGAGCACCUGUGGGCUGACUAGAGCCCCUCCCACACCAUUGGUGGCAUCAGAUCCUCCGCUCUGCUAAGGCCUCCUGUGCUCAGCAUCCUUUCCCAGAUGCUGAGGGCUUAUGGUAAUGCUGUCCAGGCACCUCAGGAACUGUUGCUUUCAGCCAUGAGCAAGUCUUAGAGGCCUCUUUCCUGAUGUGCUUUCUCAGGGGUUGGGCCUGAGUGUUCCCCUAAGGCAGGCUGAUUUUCCUUCCCGCCCAGGCAAACUGACCUGCAGGCUUCCAGGAAAGAUGGCUUGUGGGGUUGUCCCCUCUGUCCGGGACGACAGGACUCUGGCCUGAGCUGCUGCCUCUGGACUGUGACAGUUUCAGCCUCCCCCUGAACAGCAGGGCUGGUCUAGGCCAGCAGAUGCGUAGAAAGACAGCUUCUCUGAAGAGCCCUGUGUCCUGCACAGAGAAACCAGCCAGGGUCCAGGAACCCCUGAACUCCAGUCUGCACUGGCCGGAAGGCUUGAAGGGUGAGGAGAUCAAGAAGUGCGGGCGAGAACGGACACUACUGAGUAAAUACAACCAGCAAUACCACAAGCUGUUUAAGGACAUCCCCUUGGAGGAGGUGGUUCUCAAAGUGUGUUCCUGUGCCCUCCAGAGAGACCUCCUUCUCCAGGGCCGGCUCUACAUCUCCCCCAACUGGCUCUGCUUCCAUGCCAGCCUCUUCGGCAAGGAUAUCAAGGUGGUCAUUCCUGUGGUGUCUGUCCAAAUGAUCAAAAAACACAAGAUGGCCCGGCUCCUUCCCAAUGGCCUGGCCAUCACCACCAACACCAGCCAGAAGUACGUCUUUGUGUCACUGCUUUCCCGAGACAGUGUAUAUGACAUGCUGAGGAGGGUCUGCACACACCUACAGCCUUCCAGCAAGAAGAGCCUGAGUGUAAGAGAAUUUCCAGAGGAACCUGAGUGCGAGUCUCUGGAAGUUCUCAUCCCUGAGAUGAAGUGGAGAAAAGUGUGCCCUGCCUCCAGGUCCCUGUCCCUCCCAGACAACAUCCCUUGUAUCCCUCGGGCAGCCAUGGACUCCACCGACAGCUUCUUUCCCUCCAGGAAGCCUCCAGGCUCUGAGAGUGCUGUCUGUGAGGAGGAGAAGCUGGAGGAGGAGCCCACGAGCGACGGGGAGCUGAGGCUCUGGGAUUGCCAGCUCCUCAAGGUCAUCUUUGUGCUGAUCUGCUUCUUGGUCAUGUCCUCAUCCUACCUGGCAAUCCGCAUCUCCCGGCUGGAACAGCAGCUUCACUCCCUGAAUUGGGAUGGCCCAGUCCCUGGGCACAGGUAACAGCCACCUGGCCUUUGUCCCCACUUCUCCAUGAAGAAUGCUCUGGGUGCUAAGGUUCCACCAGUGAUCCCCGUGGUUUAUGCUGCUGCUGCUGCGCUGAGACUGAGUAUGAAGGAACAUAUUCCAGAUCCUUCCUCCUCCCCCUAAUUCUUAUCCCUCCUGUUUACAAAGCUCCUACAAUUUGGGGACUCAGACAAAUAGCCCGAUUCUUGGAACCAGCUGAGAAAUUCUGUAUACUAAGCUUCGGCAAGCACUUCAGUGGAAAAAGAAAAUCAACUUGCUCCUUGGAAACAGCCUGGCACAGAGGCAGAGGACUGCGAGUCACCCGAGGGACAAAGGCCGUGCUUUGGUACCUGGAACGCACCUCUCCAACUGUCAGGUGGCUCACUGGCACAGUGCGACAGAGGCUCGAACCCAAGCCACCCGCGGGGCUCUGAUCUCUCCCACCAUACUGUGUUCUCACUUGGGCCCCUGGGAGCCAGGGCAGACUGGGGGAGGGGCAGAGGAGGGAGAAGCUGUGAACAAGGAGAGGAGGGCGUGUAACUAGGAUUCCAGCCAGAGAGGAAUGUUCCUUCCCUGUGCUGAGGCUCUGUCCUGGCCCCUCAUGAGGAGCCUGGCUGGUCUGGGGGACGGAACAGCAGAGGAUGGUGGCAGGGGCUGUGAAGGUGAGCAGAGGUUCAGCGUUGUGUGUCCUGAGCUGCCACUUCCUGGUAGGACGGGUGGAGCAGGUCCUUUGAUCAUUGUGGUCACAGACCUGGUAUUGCGUCUUCCCCUCAUGUGCCCAAAGAGUUCUAAGGUGCCCCAGGUGGGAAGUAGGGGCUGGGGCUGGGGGUGGGGGAGGGAAGGUCAGUGGCUUUGAUUUGAGAUCUUGUUUUGUACCCCCUGCCCAACUGCCUGUGAGGCCAUGACCAGGAGCGGCCUGUCAGGGAGGCGAGGCUGGGCAGCUGGGCACUACGUAUAGGGCCACCGCAGGGUAGAGCUCGCUCAUGUCACCAGAAAUAAGUACGAUGCAGGCCAUGGGGGAGGCUUCUCCACUCCAUGAAUAAGGUAGAGGUGUCCAAGGUGGACAGUGCAGGGACCAGGCCAAGGGGUUCUGUCGGAUACCUCUGAGGACAAGAGAGGUCAGGGGACGGGAAGGGUAGACACGGUGGCAGCUUUGUCUUAGCCCCCUCCAUUUCCACCAAGGCCUUCUCUUUUCUAAACAGCUUGUCUAUGUCUCAGAACACUGCCCACUCUCCCUGGCACUCCUGUCGGCCAAGACAGGGCCUUCGGAGGUGAGGUAGAGGGGCCUUCAUGAGGAGUCACUGGUAUCAGGGAAAGUCACUGGGGACGGGGUGAGUGGGGUCAGAAAGAGCCACUGUUUUUCCUCCUUUGGAUGCCCAAGAGGCUAACCAGGGAGAAAUCCAAGCAGAAGUUCUUUAUUGCAGAGCCAUGAUUGUCCUAUUAGGGCAAACCCAAAUGAGAAUUGGAGGCACUGACUGUAGGUGACAAGUCCCUAAGCUCAGACUAGCAGUCUCUUCAUCCUCUCCCCAUUGCAGGCUCAGAGCCCGGGGAGGAGGGGGGGCAGUUUGCUUGCACCUCAUCUGCAUGUAUCAGGUGAAAUUCAUUAUUCCAUCCUCCCCCAUAGCACCACACCGGGGUAAACCCCUUCCUUAUUUUGGAACCAGCCCCCUUCAUCACGCCUCUCCAUCACGUCUUCAGGGAAAUACUUGCCCCAGUGUCUCCCAGCUUGGUCCUUGCUGAAGGGCAGGGAGCGUAGGUCCAUUCUCUGAGCCGUGCGAGGUUGAGCCAGAGGCUCUUGAGAGGCCAGCAGAGGUGCCAAGUCAUGGGUGACUGUGCCAAGAUCCUGGUGAAUCUGGUCUCCAGCAGUGCCCCAGGCUCAGAAGGGGCAUGAGGCGUGCUGUGGGUGGGUGGCUCUGGAGGUCCUCUUGGGUCCAGGGAUUUCAGUGGUGUGAGUGUGCCUGCCACCCUGGAGGACCCUCUCUCUGUUUCUCCCUUUGGUCCCCCAGCCUGGUCCUCUGGGGCCAACGUCCCUUUUGGUUGUGCUCAUUUGUAAGCUCUGUGUAUCUGUACAGACCUGCUUGCACUGGCUGAUGCUCCUCUAACUCCCUGAGAGAUUGGUUCAACAAUCCUUGGGUUGUUAGCCUUUGAAAAUAUUUUAAAAUACAAAAAAUUGAUUUUUCUAGUG